This is a messenger RNA of Opisthocomus hoazin, 4866 nucleotides long. The record is from RefSeq and is a predicted model, not a curated record. NCBI's taxonomy places the organism in Eukaryota, Metazoa, Chordata, Aves, Opisthocomiformes, Opisthocomidae.
AUGUACAAGUAUAUUGAUGUAGUUAAAGCAUUUAAAAGCAAUAAUGCUGACUAUGAAGAAAAAAAGGCCAAGGAAAAUAAACCAAGUACAGAGGAGAAUACUUCCAAAGCCUUACCCAUCAAACUACAAACACCCAAAUCUUCACAGAGAAUACGUCAGUUUAGUAAAAAGCAAAAUGAAAUGUCUCCCUUUAGUAAACUCUAUGAAAAACUAAAACAUGAGAUUAAAGUGAAAAAACCUCUGCAAGAGGGAAAUGUGUCUCAACAAGCUACAAAGGAAGAUGGCAAGACUGUUCUGCUAGAACCAAGUGCUCGAAUUUCAUCAUCAGGUUGUGCUUAUGAUCUGGGAAGCCUGCCUAAAGAAAAAGAAAGUCCUAGAGGAAAGAACAGGCAAAGCGCUGAAUUAUCAAACAAAAGCGUCCAUUCACAGACACUGGCUUCACAGGAGUCACCAUCAGAACUGGCAUCUCCUGCUGGUCAGAAAUCUGGCUCUGGAGGAAAAAGGGGUAGGCCAAGGACCUCUGGACUGCUGACUGAGAAAGCAGUGGAGACAAGUGCCGUUCAGGAGCAUCAGGAGAAGACUGCAGACCGAAAAGACAGUGGAGCUAAAGAAGAGCUGGCCACGAAGGGGUGUCCUCAGAAACAAGAUUUGGAAGAUGCCAGUGUUAAAAGACCUGGUAGAUUGUCAUCAAAAAGAAGGUCUUCUGGAAGCACUUCUGUACGGAAGGAUAAUGAGGCUGUCUCAGAAAUUAAUAUUUCUGGCCUGUUUGCUGAAGAAGAAUCAGGCAAGACAAAGACAAGAACUAAGAGAAGUGGCAACUUGUUACCUCAGCCUGUAGGAAAAAGAAAGAGAGUGUCUUUUGGUGGUCAUCUAAGUCCAGAACUUUUUGAUAAAAGUUUGCCUCCCAACUCGCCCCUUAAAAGAGGUGCAAUUCCUGCGAGACUGAGCUUACCGUUUGGAAACUCUCCACGUGCUGUUCUGAAAAAGGCUCAGGGAUUGAAGCAUUUUGCAGUCCAGAAAGAAAAAAUGUCACCAAAAAAUUUGCCAUCCCAGAAGUCCCCAGCUGCCUCGUCCCCUGCCUCUGGGAAGGCAACACCUAAACUUGCUUUAGGCUCUCCAGCACCUGACAAAAAAGGGCGUUUCUCUAUUUCUCUCGUCACGACACCAUUACCAAUUGCAGAAGAGAACGAUGCUGUUGCAGAAGACAUGAAGAGGAAAAAAAGGGAGAAAAAUGGUGCUCGAGUGGAAACACCUAAAUCUUCUCAGGUUAACCAAGCUGGUCAUGCAGAGUCACCUGCUACAAUAGUUGUAGGUAGAGCUUAUUCCACCAGAGUCGGAAUGGCUGGACAGGUCCCUAAAGUGGUGAAAAAUCCUACCAUGAAGCUGAACAUGAAAAUGGAUGAAAGCUUCACAGGAAUGACUGAAAUGCUUAAAACUCCAGAAAAUAAGAGUGGAAGAACGUCACCUAUGGACAGUGAUCAGCAGACUGAUUUUACACCAAUGUGUACUGCAGCAGAAAUUUCUGAAUUGCACACUCCUGAGGAAUCUGAAAAACAAGCAUCUUGGGUGACAUUGGCAAGUAGAAGGAAGACCCCAAAGCAGAAGCCGGAGCCAGUUGAGGACCUGUCGGGCAUCAGGCAGCUCAUGAAGACCCCAAAGCAGAAGCCGGAGCCAGUUGAUGACCUGUCGGGUAUCAAGCAGCUCGUGAAGACCCCAAAGCAGAAGCCGGAGCCAGUUGAGGACCUGUCGGGUAUCAAGCAGCUCAUGAAGACGCCAAAGCAGAAGCCGGAGCCAGUUGAGGACCUGUCGGGUAUCAAGCAGCUCAUGAAGACCCCAAAGCAGAAGCUGGAGCCAGUUGAGGACCUGUCGGGCAUCAAGGAGCUCUUCAGGACCCCAAAGCAGAAGCAGAAACCAGAGCCAGCUGAGGACCUGUCAGGCAUCAGGCAGCUCAUGAAGACCCCAAAGCAGAAGCAUCAACCGGUAGAAGACAUGAUUGGGGUCAGCCGUAUUUUCAAGACACCACACCAGAAAGUUGAACCUCUGGAAGAUAUGUAUGGUGUUAGUAGACUAGUGAAGACUCCGAGAGAGAAGUAUCAACCAGUUGAUGAUUUUGUGGGUCUGCAAAGGCUUAUGGCAGAACCCAGGCAGAAAUGUUCUGAUUAUGAAGUGGACUAUGUUGGAGUUGCGGAAAUGUUUGAUAUACCAGAGGAAAUUAAGGUCGGAUCAGUAAAUGUUAUGGAUUCUGAGCAAGAAGAUGCUGCACCUCCUUGUACUAAUUCCAGUCAUAAACAUGAAGAUAAAGGAAAUAUUUCACAACGUGAAGAUUCUCAACAGAAGGAAUCAACUAGUGAACACCAGUCUACCCAGAGACCAACAAGGGGCAGAUCAAGGAAAACAGUACAUACUGCUUCAGCAAAGGAGUGUGAAAAGAAUUUGGAUUUAAAAGAUUUGCAAGGUCUGGAAGAAAACAACACUCAAGAGGAGAUGGGAGAGAUCAGUACUUCAGCUUCAGUACCUGAAAACAAAGGAAGAGGAAGGAGAACAAAUCGUUGCAUACGAGAAGAAAUUGCUUCAGAGUGCCCCGAUCAGGAAAAAGUUGAAACUCUUUCAUUUGUGGAACCGCAUGGAGCUAUGAAACAGGCUUUGCAGGAGUAUGGCACCAGUGAUGAUCCAACCAGAAAGACAGCGAGUGUAUCAAGUAGCAUUCAAAAUGAAAAUUAUCAGUUGGAAGCAGGUUUGAAAGAACCUGAAAACAAACCUAAUGCAGGUGGUGUGAAAGACAAUGAAGAAAAGCUUCUGUUAACUGGUAAGAGGUCUAAAGGAGUAAAAACAGUAGAAGACCCAGAAGCACUGAUUCCACCUAAAAGAGCAAGAAGAGCUAGAAAUGACCAAGUUAAACAAGCUUCUUCAGAAGACCAUCGUGGGACAACAGUGAAGCUUCAUAAAUACUCUUCGGCAAAGAAGAUACAAAAAGAUGAACAGGCUUUUGACAAAGACAGUGAGACUACCACAGCAGAAGAAUCUGAAAGCAGAACUAAACUUGAAAUAAAGGUAACAGAGAAAAGAGUUAAGUCUUUAAGAAGUGCUAGAAAGCCCUCAGCUGAAGUGAAAUCAGACGUUUGCGGGAUGGCACUUCAAAAUACAGAAAACAUUCAUAAAACUAAGGAAACUUCAUCUGCCACUGAUACUCAAACACAACCACGCAUCAAAAAUGAGAUUAAAAUAUCUCAGGGAGAUGAAACAGAAGAUGCUCAGGAAAAUACCACAGAGGCAUCUCAAAGAUUAAAGGCAGAGUCACCUUCCGGAGAGACAAACAAAAUGCCAGUUACUGCUCUGAACUUGGAAGCAAACAAAAGUGCAGUACAAGAAACAAACAGACCUAGAAACAGGAGAGGCAAGAAAGACUCUUUGGAGAAAAAGACUGAAUUUCCUGAAGUUGUAAACAAUAUAGAACCAAUUACUCCCAAAUUUAAGGCAGAAACAGAAAUGGUCAAAUCUUCUCCCAAAGAUUCUUUGGGCUCUGUUUGUGUCGAGAAUACAUACCAAGUCCCGAAGGACCACAACAACCCAGCUGGCACAUCAGUACCUGCAGCAAACAGUGACAGCCUUGCUCCUAGCCGUCAAAAGCGGACGAGAAAUGCCCAGGGAAUACUGAAACCAAAGCAAGCUGAAAUGCUGCAAGAGAAUCAAGCACAGAACAAUGGAACUGCAUGGAGAAGAGGCAGAGGUAGAAAAGUUAAUUUUAAACUGGAAGAAGCUGUUUCCAAGGUGAUGGGAGGAAAAAGGAGUUUACCUGGGGAUGACGAAGGGGUGACUUAUAAACAUAGUCAACAUGAGACUUCAGAAAAUCCUUCUUCACAAGUAAGGAGGAGCAGAAGAAAGCAAGCUGAUUCCAUUCCACAAACAGCUUGUUCUACCUAUUUGGGAAAACAAACAUUAAUUGCAGAUCAUACUAAAGAUGAGGCUGUUGUAAAAGAGCAAGAUUCGGCUGUGGAAGCUACUCCCUCUUCAACAGAAGACAAUCCAUUGAGACGAGGGAGAAGACAAGAGGUUGCUACAGCGUCACAAACAUCUAGAUCUCUUUCUAUCAGAAAAAGACGUGGGUUGCUAGAAGGUGAUGAUAAAAAGAUGACUGAGAGAGAAGAGCAAAAUCCAGCUUUGCAGGCAAAUGCAAAUGCUUCAGCAAGAUACAAAAGGAAAAAGAUUGAUCUAACAGCAGAGGCAAAAAGUUCAUCUUCUCUCCAGAGAAAAUGUGGCUUGUCAGAAACUGAUGAUAAAAUGGAGAGUACUAAUGAAGAACAAAAUACACCUUUGGAAACAGUGUCCUGUGCGAAAGAGAAGCCGAGAAUGAUGAACAUGGAUCGCUACAAAAAGGGAAAAGAAACAAAGCUAAAGAAGGACUUCGCGAAAACGUUUUUCAUUCAGGACUGGUUUUGGGAGAAAGCUGAGAGCUUCAUUGCGAAGCCAGGCACCCUCAGAGCCCAGUUCCAAGUCUGGUUCAUUGGGGCUAAAGCUGACUAUCAGUUCUUCAGGGGAGGAAACGGUUCGGACGCGGCCAUUUCUGGGAGCAGAAAGCAGCAGCCCAUGGACACGCGGGAUUCUGCCCAGCAGCAGAGGUUGUUUCACGCAAGGAUGCUUCUACAGAUCCCUGCUGGGGAAGGCACCGGGGGCUUCCCACUGCCCGCGGAGCGGGAGAGGCUUUGGUCUGCGCAGUGUGCUCUGAAAAACGCGCCCCGUUCGCCGUCAGUCGUCUGGUCUGGCCAGCCUGGAGAGAGCAAAACAGCUCCUGUUGACUCUUCCAGGAGCCAACUGUUUGCCUCUGGGCGGAAAGCAAACGUGGAAAAUUUCAGCCCCACAGGAAUCUGA